This is a messenger RNA of Megalobrama amblycephala (Wuchang bream), 4778 nucleotides long. RefSeq names its product solute carrier family 22 member 5-like. Gene Ontology annotation, biological process: transmembrane transport. The transcript has 11 exons. Gene Ontology annotation, cellular component: membrane. Gene Ontology annotation, molecular function: transmembrane transporter activity. Bases 1424 to 3130 code for a protein of 568 amino acids. The record is from RefSeq and is a predicted model, not a curated record. NCBI's taxonomy places the organism in Eukaryota, Metazoa, Chordata, Actinopteri, Cypriniformes, Xenocyprididae.
CGGGGGGCCAGUUCUCCUCUGGCGAACAGUGCUUUGUUACGAUUCAGAUUGCUAUCAUAAGUCAGAUAGGAUCGCAACAUUCAAAGUAUUUAUUUCAGAUCCAGUUGAGGUUUGUCUGGCUUGAUGCCUUCAGUAUGUGUCCCCGAUCGUUUCUAAGGCUUUGUCCAUGUCUACUGGCUAGCAUCUCUGAUGUGUGUGUUGAAAUUCAUGCAAUUUAAAGCAUGCUAAGAGCCUCAGAAACACCCAAAAAGAAUAUUAAAGUUUGAUGUGUUGCCAUGGCAAAAAAAUUUAAAAUCCUUAGGAAAACAAUAGAAAAAUCAAUAUGAAACCUGUUACCACAAUAAAGGUUCUAAAAAGAAGUUCUAAAUAACCAGUGGAUAAUUCUAGAGCCUGUAUGUUUUUAGUAUGUUUAACUUUGAACAUUUUUGAUAGUUAGAAGUUCAUAUUUGCUUUUCUUUAUUGAACUCCAAAAGUUCUAUCUCUUCUAAGAGUGUAUGUAAACAAGUAAUUGUUAACUAUAGGCUAUUACUUUAUUGCAGUUAUGUUAUCUUUACAUGUGGAUAAUAGGUAAGACACCACAAAAGGCCAUUUUGCACAAAUAAAUAAACAAACAAACAAACAAUUUUUUUAAAGAAUAUUCUCUAUCUGCUCAUCUACUGGAAAUCAGUGUAGCAUGUUGGUUUCACAGUGAAAGUGCAACCUUAUUUUAAUUUGUAAAUAUAUAUAUGUUUUGGAAACUUGAAAAAACAAAACAACAAAAAAACAAUGAAAUUCAUUUUUCAUCGCUGUAUGAAUUACAACCAGAGAACAUGGAGAAUAGUCUGGCUCAUGAAUACGGUAAGUUAAACAUAUCAUAUCAUCACACCAGUAUAAGUUACAUAAAUAUAUUAUGUCCACAGAUACAUUUGUACAGGUUUAUUUCAGUUGUUAUAGGCAGUGGCAUAUUCAAUAAAUUAUAACAACUAAUAAAAGACAAUUUAAAGCGUAAGAAUGUACAAAAGAAGAGCACAACAAAAUUAAAUCAAGUUGAAGUUUCCACGAAGUGAAUGCAUUCAGUCAGACUGCACAAAACAUUAUGACCUGUUGCAAAACAAUAAACAAUUGCAUACAUUUUCGCUAAAACCAUAUUUACCUUUUUAUUUUUUAUAGGAUAAUCCAUUAAACCUGCUGAGAAAGAAGCAUGAACUCCGUUCCACUCACACGCCCGCUGGAAACUCAUGAAUAUUCACGUGAACCACUGAAACCUGAAAUCUCGUAAAUCUGAAAAUAUCUCGUACCACCGGAUUUUUUAGACACAGAUGGGAGGAGGCUACUUACAGCCCUGAAGGGCAACAUGAGAAAAAUUCGAGGUGGGGGAAAAUAUUUAAAGUGUAUUAGAUCCUUAGAAGAUUUUUUCUCUCACACUUUCCUCUGAAGAUUUAUCAUGAACUCUCCAGACUACGAUGGCAGAACCGCGUUCCUGGGAGACUGGGGACCUUUCCAAAGGACGGUGUUCAUUCUUUUGUGUUUGAGCACUACUCCCAAUGCAUUCACAGGGUUAUCCAUGGUGUUCAUGGGCGAUACACCCGCUCAUCACUGCCUCAUUCCUGCGGCUCUGAACAUCACUGAUGAAUGGAGAAACGUGUCUAUUCCUCUGGACGAGGAUUCUCGACUCACUAAAUGCUCAAGACACCGAGUGGACAUCGUGAAGAACUAUUCGGACAGAGGUUUGCUCCCGUGGGUGGAUGUGAAUGUCUCGUCCAUUCCUCGAGAAGCCUGUGUGGACGGCUGGGAGUAUGAUAAAGAAACGUACAUCUCCACGAUUGUUACAGAGUGGGAUUUGGUGUGUUCAGAUGACUGGAGAGCUCCACUGACCACCUCACUCUUCUUCUGUGGUGUUUUGACUGGUUCUGUCAUCUCUGGACAGAUGUCUGACAGGUUUGGCAGGAAAAUAGUGCUGUUUGUUACCAUGGGGAUUCAGACAGUAUUCACAUUCAUUCAAGUCUUCUCCCCAUCUUGGUUGAUUUUUUGCUUGUUGUUUUUCAUUGUUGGAAUGGGCCAGAUUUCAAACUAUGUUGCAGCAUUUGUUUUAGGAAUGGAAAUAUUGAGCCCAUCCAUUCGUGACCUCUACUCCACUCUUGGUGUGUGUCUUUUCUUUUCAAUUGGGUGUAUGAUGCUUCCACUGGCUGCCUACUUCCUGCGAGACUGGAGAAUGCUGCUGAUGGCCCUCACCAUCCCUGGAUUCUUCUACAUACCCCUUUGGUGGUUUAUUCCAGAGUCUCCUCGAUGGCUGUUGUCUCAAGGGAGGGUUGACGAGGCUGAGGCAAUUCUGAGAAAGGCUGCCAAGAUGAACGGGGUUAAAGCCCCUGAUGUCAUUUUCCCCCGGCUUCAGUCAAGGGAAAAUGCUGGAAGGUUGCAGACCUACAGUUUCUGUGACCUGGUGAAGUCCAGCAACAUCCGCUGCAUUACUGUCCUGCUGUGCCUGAUUUGGUCGACUGUUUCGAUUGGAUACAGUGCCUUGUCUCUGAACACGUCCAAUCUGCAUGGGAACAUCUACUUGAACUGCCUCCUGUCAGCAGUAGUGGAAGUGCCUGCGCUCAUCAUGGCCUGGCUGAUGUUCCGCCACUGGCCACGCCGCCUUUGCUUGUCCUCCACCAUGUCAUUAGGAGGACUGGUUCUUCUCUUCAUACACCUCAUACCACAGCAUAUGAGCUCUGUUACCAUUUCUCUGGUAAUGCUGGGAAAGUUUGGUCUGUCAGCAGCAUUUGCGAUUGUGUACCCAGCGACUGCAGAGCUUUACCCCACCAUUCUGAGGAACACGGCUUUAGGAACCUGCACCAUGGCAUCCAGAGUCAGCAGCAUUUCUGCACCAUACAUCCUCUACUCAGGAGGCUACUACAAAUCUUUGCCGUACAUCUUAAUCGGCAGUCUGAAUGUUCUCUCCGGGUUGCUCAGCCUUCUGCUUCCGGAGAGUCUGGGAUUACCUUUACCAGAGACUAUCGAUCAUAUGCAGACAGUGGUUUGGUCUAAAAGAAGACAUUUUACUUACAGUCCAACCAACAGUAAAUGUGAAGAGGAGCAUGAGUCUGAACACUUAUCCUCUCCACCAUCUGAGAGCACUUCAGCACAAGUGCAGUUUGAUUGGGAGUAGAGGAGCAAAUCUGACCAGCAGAGGGCGACUCAGACUCGCAGUGAACAGUGUUAGAUUUCUACACAUAUUUUUAUCUUAAUAUAAUGCCCAUGCAGUGUUUUUGGCUUUGCUGUGCUGCUGAAGACCUCAAGAGUGAUGAAUAUGUAUUUAUCUGGGUCAGACUGUUCAAGCAAACAACGGGAUGAUUAAUAUACAACUCAUCCUCUUAUGGAACAUACCUAUGUGAAAUUAAGUUAUGUAAUCUGCACUUAACUGAUGAUUUUAAUUUCAGUCUUGAAAAUGAGAAGCCAAUGAUGCCUUGCAGUGCCCGCUAAAGUGGAAUAUAUGAUAUUUUACACGUAAUUUAAUGAGAAGAGUCCUCAUGCAUGGUCUUCAUGAUGAAUGAUCUCUUGUCGUCCACUUGGAGAUGGUUUGGAUGAUAUGUGGUUGUGUCCACAGGUUAAUGAAUCAUACCAAUAGCAGGGGCUUCAGAUGUCUGAACAAAAACAGCAAGUAAAGAAAUCACAUGUGUAUAUUAGAUCUGUGUAUUAAAGUGAAAGCAGCCUACUGCUGUAUAUGCUUUUAAUGUGAAUCAAACAACAAAAGAAAAAACAAAAUUACUCACUGCUCUUGAUUGAAUAACUUUAGUAGCUUUAAUGAGAAUAUAUUUCUUACUUGAAUGCUGCAGCUAAAUGCUCUGGCGCGUCCUUCACUGUCGUCGCUCCUCCUUUUAUCCUUCCAAGCUCCUCUGUGAGACUUGCGUCACCGGCAAUGUAUGAAUUAUGUCUUGCUUUUACCUGUAUGACCAUAAAUUAUGAAGACAGUUUCGUGUCUAAAGAAGAAAAACAAAUCCAGCAGGUGCCUCACAUGCGCAUGCACAAAUUCUUGCAUUGCUUACUUGAUAUCGCAGCCUGUUAAAUAUUAAAAUAAAAUAUAUCAACCAAACAUUACACUGCUCAAUUCAAUUCUGUAAUACAAUCUGCUGUUUACCACUUACUGCUGUUAUAUGUGAAGGAUGAUGUUUUACAUCAAUAAUGCGAGUGAAGUACAAAGCUCAUAUAAUAAAUAAUAGUUUAGCAUUCGUCUCGAAAAUGAAAACAGUUGGAUUCGUGCUGAAUGAGAAAGGUAGGCUACAGAUUCACUUUAAAUUAAUUCGUUUUGCAUUUAUAAAUAAACCUGUUUCUCGCCUUGAAUUUAGCAAUAGAAGCUGGAAUGGCAUUAAAAAAAAAAGAGAGAUUUUUUUUUUUUUUUUUUUUUUAAUUCAAUUUUGGCUUGACGUUUAUAUAGCCUGAAUAGUCCAACUGUUAAUUUUAGAGGUUUUGUUGUGGAGUACGUAAGUGGAUAUGUAAAAUAAUAUAGGGCAGUUUUGUUCAUAAUUUAUGUUUACAAACAUUAUAAACAAAGCUAUGUAGGCUAGGCUUCUACAUUUUACUUUAUUUACCGAUAACUUUAUUAUCAUUAUUUCUGAAUGUAAUAAUAAAAUAUGUGAGGUAUAUGCCUAUGUGACUUAUCUUUUUUCCUCUCAGGAAUAGCGUCGGUAUUUUUAACCAUGCUGCAAACAUCUUGAAAAAAAUACUUUAAUUUAUAAACCAUUGUUUUUCCUUUCAUUUAAAAGGUUUACAUUUUGACAGAAUCUUGUUAUAAAAGAUAAUUGUAGGCCUAUUGGUUA